AUGGUAGUACAAUUAUUGACACUUCCUAGUUGGGUCACAUUGUUCACCACGUUUGCCAUCCUCCUCCUCUUAAGCCGCCGUCUCCGCCGCCGCAAAUAUAAUCUACCACCAGGCCCAAAACCAUGGCCCAUUAUAGGAAACUUCAACCUUAUUGGAUCCCUCCCACACCAAUCCCUCCAUGGGCUCACUCAGAAAUAUGGGCCCAUCAUGCAUCUAUGGUUCGGCUCCAAACGCGUUGUCGUGGGUUCAAAUGUAGAAAUAGCAAAAGCCUUUCUCAAAACUCACGACGCUGCGUUAGCUGGCCGACCCAAAUUUUCGGCCGGCAAAUACACAACUUAUAACUACUCCGACAUAACUUGGUCUCAAUAUGGUCCGUAUUGGCGCCAAGCUCGGAGAAUGUGUUUAUUAGAAUUGUUUAGUGCAAAACGUCUUGAGUCUUAUGAGUACAUAAGAAAACAAGAGUUACAUGUUUUUUUGCAUGAACUUUUCAAUUCUAGAAACAAAACAAUUUUGUUGAAAGACCAUCUUUCAACUUUGAGUUUAAAUGUUAUAAGUAGAAUGGUUUUAGGAAAGAAAUAUCUAGAGAAAGUUGAAAAUUCUAUUAUUUCUCCGGAUGAGUUUAAGAAGAUGUUGGAUGAGUUGUUUUUGCUUAAUGGGAUUCUUAAUAUUGGAGAUUUUAUUCCUUGGAUUCAUUUCUUGGAUUUUCAAGGGUAUGUGAAGAGGAUGAAGGUUUUGAGUAAAAAGUUUGAUGGGUUUAUGGAACAUGUUUUGGAGGAACAUAUUGAAAGAAGGAAAGGUGUUAAGGAUUAUGUUGCUAAGGAUAUGGUGGAUGUUCUUUUGCAACUUGCUGAGGAUCCUGAUCUUGAAGUAAAACUUGAGAGACAUGGAGUUAAAGCUUUUACUCAGGACUUGAUAGCGGGAGGGACAGAGAGCUCAGCAGUGACAGUAGAAUGGGCAAUCUCAGAGCUAAUAAGAAAACCAGAAAUCUUCAAGAAAGCAACAGAGGAGCUAGAUCGAGUAAUAGGAAGAGAAAGAUGGGUUGAAGAGAAAGACAUUGUCAAUCUACCUUAUGUUUACGCAAUUGCUAAAGAAACAAUGAGACUACAUCCAGUGGCACCAAUGUUAGUACCAAGAGAAGCUAGAGAAGAUUGCAAUGUUGAUGGAUAUGAUAUUCCAAAAGGGUCUUUGAUUCUUGUUAAUACUUGGACAAUUGCAAGAGAUUCUAAUGUUUGGGAUAAUCCAAAUGAGUUUAUGCCAGAGAGGUUUCUUGGUAACGAUAUAGAUGUGAAAGGACAUGAUUAUGAGUUGUUGCCAUUUGGUGCUGGUAGAAGAAUGUGUCCUGGCUACCCUCUUGGUAUUAAGGUUAUUCAAUCAAGUUUGGCUAAUUUGUUGCAUGGAUUUAAUUGGAGAUUGAGUGAUAAUGUGAGAAAAGAGGAUUUGAAUAUGGAUGAGAUUUUUGGGCUUUCUACACCUAAGAAGAUACCAUUAGAAGUUGUUUUGGAGCCUAGACUUGAUGAUCAUCUUUACUCACUUUGA
Messenger RNA from Lathyrus sativus (Indian pea), 1536 nucleotides. NCBI's taxonomy places the organism in Eukaryota, Viridiplantae, Streptophyta, Magnoliopsida, Fabales, Fabaceae. The record is from the annotation of a GenBank genome assembly.